AUGUUUUCAGAAUACGCCUCGCGGUUUCUUGCUCAGUCACAGUCGCGAAUAGGGCCUCGUCCUGAUGAGGUGCGGAAGGGCCACCGUCCCAGACAACAACAGGGGAACUCUCGCUUUCCAGUUUCCCGUCCGGUCCUGCAAAGAACGGCUAUCGACCCGUAUCAACCAACCUCCUCCCAGAGAUCCAACCUUCCUUUUGCAUCUCGAAGUCUGGCUCCACCUGCGCCUCUUUUCUAUAGUGCUACCGAUGAAUUCCGUGAAGAAGAUGACGAGACCGAGCGUGAUCGAGAGAUCGCUGACUUCUAUGCUCUACAAAGGUCUAGGCGACAGUUCGGUGGUAGUCGCCUGAAGGAUUCUUCGGAGAUGGAAUAUGAUGAAGAUGAAGAGGAUGAAGGAGAGGAUAACAUGGGCCUUUCCGAUGAACACCGAUACAAUGUUCCCAGAAAGAGCAAAGGCAUCAGGAGCUCAUGGCGAGAUGGCACAUCAACUUAUGACGCACGGAACGGGUUUCAAAACUCCACUGAAGAUGCUUUACAGAACCAAAUCGGCUCCAGCCAUGAGUGCAGAGAGGACUUGUUCGAUGUUCGUCUCGAGGACACCUUAAGAUCCGAUAUUGAUACCGACAAGCCCAAUUCUGACAUAGGUGAUGACGACCCACCAUCUGUCCAACGAUUCAGGGAGCAGUCCGAACUCCCCGGCGGCAAUUUUGGGAUAGACUCGUCGUUUUUACCAGCCGGCAUAAGGAAGCAGUCUAGGAUGGAAACUUCACGGCCAGAAAGCCUCUCAGACCACAACCAGGUGUCAAUUCCCAGAGAAGUCGCAGGAUUGCCAGCUCAUGAUGUUUUCUGGGGCCAGCUCUUCUUGAUAACGCUGGCCUGCCUUCUCGCAACUGCGUUCCUGAUUUAUCUCCACACUUCCGUCCCAUCGGGGGACAAGUCAAAGUGGGGUGACACGGUUUAUCUAACUGUUCAUGGCUCCUUUUCUCUCCUUGGGGCCUACACCGUUGUCUCGAUAUUUGUCUCACUGCUUUGGCUCGCUUUGCUCCGUUCCUACGUUCGUCAACUAGUAUACGCGAUUAUGUUCGCCGUCCCAGUGAUCCUGUACUCGUUCUCUAUCUACCCGUUUAUCUCAAGCUUCAAAGGUGCUUGGCAUGGCACUAGCGUACAGGACAAGGUGAUGAGAUUCGGGUCUUUCAUUCCAUUCUUCCUAGGAAGUCUGUGGACGUACAAUGUGAUACGAGGCCGCCAUGCUAUAGGCAAGGCAAUAGGGGUCCUGGAAUUCGCAUGUCGGAUACUCGCUGCAAACGCAGAAUUGCUAGCUUUUGGUCUCGGCAUCCUCACCUUCAUUGUUUCCUGGACCUGGGUGUGGAUGCUCAUGUUCACCCGGGUAUUCUUGGGUGGGCAUGUCUCGGAGUCAAAAUUUUUCAUCAUCAAUCUUAGCAGUUGGUGGCUGGCAAUUUAUUUCAUAAUUGUCUAUAUAUGGUCACUGGGCGUGAUUGGCGGCAUACAGCGUGCGGUCACGGCUGCAACAGUGAGCCAGUGGUACUUCCACCGCCUCGCAAGUCCUGCUCCGACCUCCAGGCAGGUUGUCCAGGCGGCCAUUGUUCAUUCUUUCACAACACUAUUCGGCACGAUCUGCUUCUCUAGACUGAUUGCCCUCUUAGUGCGACUACCUCUCAUUGUCUUGCCAAGCCGUAUCACCUCAUUUCUGAGCUUGCUCGCUUAUUCCCUUGUGCCUACUCCCAUAGCAGCUCUCACAGACCCUCUAUCGCUUACUUAUGGGGCAAUUCAUUCUCAGUCCCUUGACGCCUCUGCUCGUGGUCUAAGUCGAAUGCAAAUUCUCUCCUCACCGAUUACCACACCGUCACUGCAUCCGUCAUCCUGUUCCCGUGAUGGGCUUGCCCCUCUUCUCCCAUACCGACUUUCAAAGCUAAUCCUACAUGCUGCUCGUCUCAUGAUGUCUUUAGCGCUUGGGUUCGGGGGCUGGGUAUCCGCCGCCAGGAACUUGGGCGUACCUGCUGUCAGUAGUAUAGGCAAGGGAAGCGUGUAUGCUUACGUGGUUGGCCUAAUCGCAGGAACGAUCGGCUGGAGCGUGUUAGGCACGGUCGAAGGCAUAAUAGCUGACAUAGUGGAUGCCUCCAUCAUUUGCUGGGGCAGUGAGGUUGGAAUCCACGGCAGAGAAGCUAGGUAUUGCCGAGAAGCUGGCUGGCUCUUUGGCGACGAGCCGAUCCCUCGCACCACACAUGUGCGUGACUUUGUAGAAGCCUAA
This is a messenger RNA of Aspergillus melleus, 2268 nucleotides long. RefSeq lists its product as uncharacterized. The coding region runs from base 1 to 2268 and encodes 755 amino acids. Gene Ontology annotation, cellular component: plasma membrane. The record is from RefSeq and is a predicted model, not a curated record. The transcript is spliced from 2 exons. NCBI's taxonomy places the organism in Eukaryota, Fungi, Ascomycota, Eurotiomycetes, Eurotiales, Aspergillaceae. Gene Ontology annotation, biological process: transmembrane transport. Gene Ontology annotation, molecular function: transmembrane transporter activity.